This is a messenger RNA of Eruca vesicaria subsp. sativa (arugula), 846 nucleotides long. Lineage: Eukaryota; Viridiplantae; Streptophyta; Magnoliopsida; Brassicales; Brassicaceae. The record is from the annotation of a GenBank genome assembly.
UCACAGAGCAAAGUCAAAUACUUUCCUCUGUUGUCUCUGUGAAGGAAGAAGAAGCUGUUCUGUAAGAUUAUUAUGGACGGAGGUAGCGCGUACAACCCACGUACGGUGGAGGAGGUGUUUAGGGAUUUCAAGGGUCGUAGAAAUGGCAUGAUUAAAGCUUUAACCACUGAUGUUCAGGAUUUUUACCGGCUUUGUGAUCCAGAGAAGGAGAAUCUGUGUCUCUAUGGACUCCCAAAUGAGCACUGGGAAGUGAAUCUACCAGCUGAAGAGGUUCCUCCUGAGCUCCCAGAGCCUGUCUUGGGUAUCAACUUUGCCCGUGACGGCAUGCAGGAGAAAGACUGGCUGUCUCUUGUUGCUGUCCACAGUGAUGCAUGGCUUCUUGCAGUUGCUUUCUUUUUCGGAGCCAGGUUUGGCUUUGACAAAGCUGAUAGGAAAAGGCUUUUCAAUAUGAUGAAUGACCUCCCAUCAAUUUUUGAGGUUGUGGCUGGCACUGCUAAGAAACAAUCAAAAGAGAAAUCUUCUGUUUCCAACAAUAGUAGCAACAGAUCCAAAUCAAACUCAAAGCGAGGAUCAGAACCGAGGCCUAAGCUCACAAAGCCUGAGCCGGAAGAUGAAGAGGAGGAAGAGGAAGGUGUGGAAGAGGAGGAUGAGGAUGAUGAUGAUGAGCAAGGUGAAACACAGUGUGGGGCAUGUGGUGAGAGCUAUGCAGCUGAUGAGUUCUGGAUUUGCUGUGACCUCUGUGAGAAUUGGUUCCAUGGGAAGUGUGUGAAGAUAACACCAGCAAGAGCUGAGCACAUCAAGCAGUACAAGUGCCCAUCUUGCAGCAACAAGAGGGCUAGGUCCUAA